AAAAUGGGCUUAAAGAGACGCGGGAUCUCAGCUGCGCUGCACAGAGCCCGGCAGGCAGGCAGGCGUGUGUCGAAGGGGGCGGGAGCCCAGCCGCCGUCAAGAUGCUCCACUCCCUCGGCGUUCACACCUUGCAGCUGCUCACGCAGGUCGCUGCCUGCAUCCUCCUGUUCCCCCGCUUCCUGCUCACCGCGCUGAUGCUCUGGCUCCUGGAUUUUCUCUGCAUCAGGAAGAAGGUGCUGCUGGUGGGCAGCAGGGCGGAGGAGGAAGCCUGUCCUGGCCAAGAGCCGCCCCCGGACGACCCCCCGGUCUGCGUGUCCGACUCCAACCGCAUGUUCACCCUGGAGUCCCUGAAAGCCGUGUGGCACGGGCAGAAGCUAGACUUCUUCAAGUCAGCCCACGUGGGCUCCUCCGCCCCCAACCCCGAAGUCAUCCAGCUGGACGGGCAGAAGCGGCUUAGGCUCCUGGACUACGCCCGAGGCAAGAGACCCCUGAUCCUGAACUUCGGGAGCUGCACCUGACCCCCGUUCAUGGCUCGCCUGAGGUCCUUCCAGCGCCUGGCUGCGCACUUCGUGGACAUCGCUGACUUCCUGCUGGUCUACAUCGAAGAGGCUCACCCCUCCGACGGCUGGGUCAGCUCGGACGCAGCCUACCAGAUCCCCAAGCACCAGUGCCUCCAGGACAGGCUGAGGGCGGCUCAGCUGAUGCAGGAAGGGGCGCCUGGCUGCCCGCUGGCAGUGGACACCAUGGACAAUGCUUCCAGCGCCGCCUAUGGCGCCUUCUUUGAAAGGCUCUACAUCAUCCAGGAGGAGGUGGUGAUGUACCAGGGAGGCAGAGGACCAGAGGGCUACAAGAUCUCCGAACUGCGGAGCUGGCUCAACCAGUACAAAAACCGGCUCCAGAGCCCCAGCACGGUGGUCAUCCACGUGUAAAGGAAACGGCCCCUGUGCUGGGGUGAGGAGGGGGGUGUCCUCCAGGGGGGGUGGUAGGAGCUGUUCUCCGCUCCUCUCCCUCGGGACUUGCAGGCUGCUGUGUGAGUUUCAUGCAAGUGCCAUUGUUGCCCCUUCUCUGAUCGAAUCAUGUUGAUUUGCCAGCCCAGCUCCGUUCAUGCUGCAUGUCCUUGUGCAUCUUGUAAAUACCCCUUUUUUGUAAAAACAAAGCGUUCCCUAUUUUUAUGGAGGUUUUUCUAGGGGGUCUGGGUCCGUGUGUGUGUGCGCGUGCUUGUGUGUACGAGUGGUCUCUGCUGAGUGCCCGGAAAACACUAGUUGGCAUUUCUAGUAUCGCUUGGUGACGACCGAUUUUGAAAUGGUUUUCAAAAUACCAGGGAAUCGAGUCCGAUGUUGUUAGAUACUAGAAGUGCCACUAGCCGGGGCAAAACGGAAUGUCCUAUUUAUGGGAUCUCUCCUUUUUUUUGUAAAAUGUGCGUUCAUUUUUUAUGAACUUUUUAUA
Trachemys scripta elegans is the source of this 1446-nucleotide messenger RNA. RefSeq names its product iodothyronine deiodinase 3 (gene DIO3). The transcript has a single exon. The record is from RefSeq and is a predicted model, not a curated record. Gene Ontology annotation, molecular function: thyroxine 5'-deiodinase activity. NCBI's taxonomy places the organism in Eukaryota, Metazoa, Chordata, Testudines, Emydidae.